Messenger RNA from Protopolystoma xenopodis, 819 nucleotides. Lineage: Eukaryota; Metazoa; Platyhelminthes; Monogenea; Polystomatidea; Polystomatidae. The record is from the annotation of a GenBank genome assembly.
AUGCCAAACUGUGUAUAUUUCCUGAAACCACGACUCUUUCUUCAGGCAUUGAUUUUCAACAUUAGCGGAUUGGUCAGCGAAACUCAUGUGCCAGUUUCCGAGGCGAUGGAGAGACAAGCCUGGAUUAGAAAGCCAAAGAGAGAGGAUCCCAAGGAUGGACACGUCGGCAGAUCAGGAGAGGCUACCCCGAUCGGCGUCGCGAAGGGCAUGUGCAAUAGCCAACAAAUGGGCCGGUACCGGCAACAGCAAGGCCCAACUGGUCGGGGGAAAAGGGAGAUCUGCCACUUCGAAAGGCAGCAACGGCAGAUCAAGUAUCAAUCUAAUUGCCCGCCCGACUGCCCGACCAACCGACUGUGUGACUGCUCAGCUGCCAAAUGUCUAACUUACCGCCUGACAGCCCGACUGUUCAAAUGUUCAACUGUUGCCCGACUGACCAACUGUCCAUCUGUCGGCCUGACAGCCAGUCUGAGCCAUUUUCUUUUAAGCCUUCAUCUCUCUGGUCUGGUAACCAGGACCUUUCUAAAUUUAUCUUUCUAUUCAUCAAUUGAGAUUAGCAGAAUUCUCUCUAAGCAUCAGAAAGUCAGUCUUGCAUGCUUUAAAUACUCUGGCGCACCAGUACCCAUGGCGGUGUGGCAGAAUGGCGGGGUGAUAUCUUGCCUCUUGGCAGGCACGAUCCAGUUUCCAUUUCCGUUGGAGAUGAUGAUGGCAGCAGGGCGAGGUUAUGCCUGCUUUGCAAGGCAAUUUGAGACAUUCAAUUAUCCGUUUUUCCCAAACUUUACGAAAUGUAAACUGACGAAUGCUAUCAUUAAUUAUUAUUAG